Onychostruthus taczanowskii (white-rumped snowfinch) is the source of this 789-nucleotide messenger RNA. It is a transcript of the gene CALB1, whose product is annotated as calbindin 1. Gene Ontology annotation, biological process: regulation of long-term synaptic potentiation; regulation of presynaptic cytosolic calcium ion concentration. Gene Ontology annotation, molecular function: calcium ion binding. Lineage: Eukaryota; Metazoa; Chordata; Aves; Passeriformes; Passeridae. The transcript is spliced from 11 exons. The coding region runs from base 1 to 789 and encodes 262 amino acids. The record is from RefSeq and is a predicted model, not a curated record. Gene Ontology annotation, cellular component: terminal bouton; dendrite; nucleus.
AUGACGGCGGAGACCCACCUGCAGGGCGUGGAGAUCUCGGCCGCCCAGUUCUUCGAGAUCUGGCACCACUACGACUCCGACGGCAAUGGGUUCAUGGACGGGAAGGAGCUACAAAACUUCAUCCAGGAGCUCCAGCAGGCACGGAAGAAGGCAGGCUUGGAUUUAACACCUGAAAUGAAAGCUUUUGUGGACCAAUACGGGAAAUCUACUGAUGGAAAAAUAGGUAUAGUUGAGCUUGCUCAGGUAUUGCCAACGGAAGAGAAUUUCCUGUUGUUCUUCAGAUGCCAGCAGCUAAAGUCAAGUGAAGAUUUCAUGCAGACAUGGAGGAAAUACGACAGCGACCACAGUGGCUUCAUUGAUUCUGAGGAACUUAAGAGCUUCUUGAAAGAUUUGUUACAGAAAGCAAAUAAGCAGAUUGAAGACUCAAAGCUAACGGAAUACACAGAAAUAAUGCUCAGGAUGUUUGAUGCAAACAAUGAUGGAAAGUUGGAGCUUACUGAACUGGCCAGACUGCUCCCUGUACAGGAAAAUUUUCUUAUUAAAUUUCAGGGUGUCAAAAUGUGUGCAAAAGAAUUCAAUAAUGCCUUUGAGAUGUAUGAUCAAGAUGGCAAUGGCUAUAUAGAUGAAAAUGAACUUGAUGCCCUACUGAAGGAUCUCUGUGAAAAGAACAAAAAGGAAUUAGACAUUACCAACCUUGCAACAUACAAGAAAAGCAUCAUGGCCUUGUCUGAUGGAGGAAAGCUUUACCGAGCAGAAUUGGCUCUUAUUCUCUGUGCUGAGGAAAACUAG